Messenger RNA from Cordyceps fumosorosea ARSEF 2679, 2742 nucleotides. RefSeq names its product DUF500 domain protein. The transcript has 2 exons. NCBI's taxonomy places the organism in Eukaryota, Fungi, Ascomycota, Sordariomycetes, Hypocreales, Cordycipitaceae. Gene Ontology annotation, molecular function: phosphatidylinositol binding. The record is from RefSeq and is a predicted model, not a curated record. Bases 1 to 2742 code for a protein of 913 amino acids.
AUGCAGCGCGUCUCUUCCUUCCUGCCCUCGUGGGACAAGAGGGCAUCCUCGGGUGCUCCAAGGACAGGUAGCGGACUCUUUGGCUGGGGCAACAGGUCCGUCUCGAGCCCCGCGUCCUCCAAGCCCUUGGCCGCCAUCAACACGGCCAAGGCAAAUGGCCGCAUUCAGCGCGAGGCCUUCUGGCCCGCCACGCUCGACCAGGAAUGCGACAAGGCCGCUCGAAUACUAAAGUCCUUCUGUGUCGACGGCUACCUUCACCCCGUCGAUCCCGAUGCCCCCGAACCGCCAUCCGAUCCCUCAGAGCCUCCCUCCUCUCCCGCCAAAGCCAUUCAGAAAAUCCCGAAGCGAGUAAUACAGAAUGCUGCUGGCAUUGCAGUAUUUACAUGCAUGCGAAGCGGCCUUUGGAUGACCGGAUCUGGCGGCUCUGGCAUCCUCAUCGCUCGAAAGUCAGACGGCACUUGGUCUCCCCCCUCCGGCAUUAUGCUUCACACUCCUACCCUCAGUUUUAUCAUUGGUGUUGACAUUUAUGACUGUGUCCUCGUGGUUAGCAACUUGGCCGCCCUCGAAACCAUCACCCGCACCCGCGUUACCCUCGGUGAAGAUGUCAGUCUCAUCAACGGCCCCUCUGUACCUCUCGAAUCGCAGGAGAAGCGCAUCAGCUGGAAAGAUCUUGACAACACCGUUCUGGCUUACAUGAAAGCUCGCGGCCAGCACCAAUCCGUCAACCUGAAUGGCUGCAUUCUAACUGAGAGAGCCAACGAGAACGAGCGUUUCUACAACGCCCCAGUUACUCAAAUGGACGUUCUCGCCGGCAACGUCUCACGCCAUGUCCAAGAGACCGAACCGCUUUUUGAGGUCAUCAAGAUGGCCGAGGGAAGAACCGACUUUGACCCCGCCGUCAUCCAGCGGACUGAUUUGCAGCCUGCUCCUGGCGACGCUGUGAUAGAAACACCAAGGUCCGCUACCCCGUCAUCUCCCCGAUUUGGCGUCCCCAAAGCCGACGAUCCCGAUCCUUUUGGAAUUCUGGCCCUGGAAAUGGCCGGCCUCGAAAUCCGAGAAGCGGGCAGCCGGCCCCGCCCGUCAAGUAGCCAGGUCGAAUUUGGAAACGGCCCCAUGAGCCCGGGCUUUUCCAAGUUUAGCCGCCAGAGCAUCGAAUCCAUGGCUCGCAGCAACCGUGCUUCGUACAUGUCUAAUCGUACCAUCAAGAGCCAGCUCACCGACGUCGCGACUCAAACGAAUACCCGGUCCUCCAGUCCUGCUCCGCGCGACAGUGACGAGAGAAGUGAACGUCCGUCGCUGGACAAGCAGGCUGUUGACUACACAGCUGUCGACAUGUCUGCGCUCUCACACAUUAGCCAGGAAUAUGUCAAGACGCCUGUGAUUGCCGAGGAGUCCGAGGAACUCGAGGAGACCCCUGUGCCUCAGGAUGAUGUCAAGUCUGCUACAUCCUCCAAGUCACAGUCCCCCUCACCUGAGGACGAUCAGGAAGAAUUCGACGAUGAAGACAUGGAUGAGGAUGACGAGGAGCCUGUUGUUUUCGAAGUUGCCGCCGUUCAGCCUGCGCGAACCCAGGCUGUUGCUUCACGCAUGAUUCAGGCCAGGGGCAACGUCGUGACCAUUGCUAAGCGUGUGCCUCCGCCUCUGCCUCGCAGAAGUCCGGCGCGUGUCUCCCGACUCAUUAAGGGUGAGACCACCGCCGAUACUCUUAGCGUUAAGAGCCCUCUGCGCCAGGCGUUCAGCGAAGCCGAUUUGCGUGAUGAAGCUAUCGACAACUCCGCCCAUAUUGUCACCGAUGAGGCCAAGUCCACGAGCGAUGUCGAAGAAUCUAGACUGAGACGUGCUUCUGAUCUGGGUCAGAUUUCACAAGACGCCCAUGGCAAGGACGAGGAUCGCCCUGUUGACACUCAUGUUGAUGAGGCUAUUGCUGUUGAUGUCGAGCGCAAGAGCAUUCACCCGGAAGUUGAAAAUGGCCCGAGUGUUAGCGACUCUGGUAAUGCUUCCGUGGAUGCUACUACUGUUGCGGCUCUUGACCUGGAAAGCCGUCUUCCUGCCCCCGAGUCUCAGUCCCCUUCUCCUUCAGCUACGGCUGCCGCAAAGGAAAAUGAGAUCAGCAUCCCCAAAAAGCUACACCCGACCGUUGCUGUUGUCGACGAUAGUGACGCAGCCAUGGAUGGUGAUGAAGAAGACGUCUCUGAUAUUUCAGACUCUGAGCUUCUGGACGCUGCCAUAAUGGAGCCUACUACUGUUCGAACCAUGCGUCUCUCCCAAAUCUCAGCCACCAGCGACUCAAAACUUCAAAAACUUGAGAUCCGUAGAUCGCGCGAGAUUUUCUCUGGCAAUAAUAACAAGGCGAGCGAAUCUCGCAUGUCAUCUGCCGACGACCAGCUCAACGCCGCCAUGAUGGCCUUCAACAAUCUGGUCCAGAUCGAUGACAGUGAUAGCCACCCCAGCACUCCCCACCACGAGCAUACGGAUGCUUCCGACUCUGCCUCCAUCAAGAAGAAACACAGCUCCUCUAUUUACACUGGCGCUACCGAUGACCGCUGGAGCUACGAUGGGUCCACGCCGACAACACCCACCUCAGACCGCCAAAGCUCAAUGUCAGGUGGGCUCACUGAUGAAGGGACCCCUAAGAAGCACAGAAAAACGAAGGAGCUGGAGCCUGUUGACCACAUCGAACCACUGGAGCCUGUCGACAGCCACAACGGAGAUGUUACACCCACAGCGGUCACUGUUUUAUAA